GAAACGAAACCCCUCGAAAAAGGAAACCUCCCACAAAAAGCGUCAAUCUUUCCGGUCCAAUUUCGCCGGAAAACCCGGGGGAGUCGCCUUAUAGAGCUUCUGAUGCUUCCCACAUCCGAUUCCCCGCCGCCGGAACCCCAAUUUCUAAAAAGACCCAAAACCCCGGAUUACACAGACCGCAAGAACCCUCUAUACUCGGUCCACAUCUACACCUCUACCCAUCCUCGAACAUGGCUCUUACUCAGCAUUCUCUUCCUCCAGCUUUUUCUUCUCUUCAUGCUUCGUUCUGUCCCCGUCUCUAUUUCUUUCCGGUACUUCUCCUCUCAGGACACUACCACCACCGCCACAGUAGCCGACGUCUCAAGUUACGCAUGUGAUAAUGGUAAGGUUUAUGUUUAUGAUCUCCCCACUAUGUUUAAUACAGAACUUACCGAGAAUUGCGAACGGUUGAAUCCUUGGCACUCUCGAUGCGACGCACUUUCCAACGAUGGUUUCGGCCGGAGAGCAACGGCACUCACUGGAAUCGUGCCGGAGAAUUUGACACCAGCGUGGUACUGGACUGACCAGUUUGCCUCGGAGAUCAUCUUUCACAAUCGGAUGUUCGCCCACCACUGUCGAACCCUAGACCCCGAAUCUGCAACAGCAUUCUACGUACCGUUCUACGCCGGACUCGCUGUCGGUAAGUAUCUGUGGUCCAAUUACAGCGCUCGCGACCGUGAUUUCCAUUGUGAGAUGUUGUUGAAGUGGGUCCAAGAGCAACCGUUCUGGAGGAGGUCGAACGGCUGGGAUCACUUCAUCAUGCUGGGUCGCAUCAGCUGGGACUUCCGACGGUCCAAGGACGAGGAUUGGGGGUCCAGCUUCAUCUACAUGCCCGCGAUGAAGAACGUUACACGGCUCUUGAUCGAACGGAACCAGUGGGACUACUUCGACGUCGGAGUUCCGUAUCCCACUGGAUUCCAUCCGAGAACGGACUCGGACGUACGGCAGUGGCAGGAUUACGUACGGACACGCAACCGUGGGACACUCUUCUGCUUCGCCGGAGCUACACGUGGCGUAUUCAAGGACGACUUCAGGGGACUGUUGUUAAGACACUGCCGUAGCGAGUCGGGCUCGUGCAAGAUCGUGGACUGCGCCGGGAGUCGCUGCUCGAACGGCACUUCGGCGAUCCUCGAGACGUUCCUGAACUCGGAAUUCUGUUUACAGCCCCGAGGGGAUAGCUUCACGAGACGUUCCAUAUUCGACUGUAUGGUGGCCGGUUCAAUCCCGGUCUUUUUCUGGAAGAGGACGGCUUAUUAUCAGUACGAGUGGUUCCUGCCAGGCGAACCGGAGAGCUACUCGGUGUACAUAGACCGGAACGAGGUGAAGAACGGGACGUCCAUUAGAGAAGUGCUUGAAGGGUUUAGCAAAGAAGAAAAAAGGAGAAUGAGAGAGAAGAUCAUCGAUUACAUACCCAGGUUUGUUUACGCAGAGCCUAAAGAGGGGCUGGAGAGUAUCAAGGAUGCAUUUGAUGUUGCUCUUGAUGGGGUGUUAAAAAGAUUCAGGGAGCAAACCAGAUGGAAAUAAUCAAAUAAAUGCUAGGAAAUUUGAGAAUUAAAAGACUGAGAAGCCAAUAAACUAUUUAUUUUGUGCGAGUCCGAGAGGUGAGAGAUGAUAUAUAUUUACAAAAAGAGAAAGAUUAAGAUUAUAAUUUAGAAUAGUUUGGGAGAAAAUUAGAUAGAAUUUUGGAUCGAUUUCAUGGCAUGCAUGGCAGAACUCAGAAGGUAAGGUGGGUGGGAUAUUGAAGGAAGGUAGUUAAAUUUAGUUAUUUUACAGUUUUUAUGAUGCCACGUGGGAUUACAUAUGCAGGCAAUGUUUUAUAUAUAUAUAUAUAUAUAUAUAUUUUAUAUAUAUUUUGGAA
Molecule: messenger RNA, 1897 nt
Organism: Nelumbo nucifera (sacred lotus)
Lineage: Eukaryota; Viridiplantae; Streptophyta; Magnoliopsida; Proteales; Nelumbonaceae
Gene: GT18
Product: glycosyltransferase 18
Biological process (GO): xyloglucan biosynthetic process
Molecular function (GO): galactosyltransferase activity
Source: RefSeq, a predicted model, not a curated record